GCUCCAGCCCCCGGAAGCGUUCUCUCCCAGGCCGCAUUUCUUUCCUGUGCGAGGCCGGGCUAAGGCUCCUGUCGUCUCUGGUCCUGCCUCUGGGUUAACAAUCAAGAUGGUACAUGCUGAAGCCUUUUCUCGUCCAUUGAGUCGGAAUGAAGUUGUCGGGUUAAUUUUCCGUUUAACAAUAUUUGGUGCAGUAACGUACUUCACUAUUAAAUGGAUGGUAGAUGCGAUUGACCCCACCAGGAAGCAGAAAGUAGAAGCUCAGAAACAGGCGGAAAAACUGAUGAAGCAAAUUGGUGUGAAAAAUGUGAAGCUUUCAGAAUAUGAAAUGAGUAUUGCUGCUCAUCUAGUAGACCCUCUUAAUAUGCAUGUUACUUGGAGUGAUAUAGCAGGUUUAGAUGAUGUCAUUACAGAUCUGAAAGACACGGUCAUCUUACCUAUCAAAAAGAAGCAUUUGUUCGAGAAUUCCAGACUACUGCAGCCUCCAAAAGGUGUUCUUCUGUAUGGACCUCCAGGCUGUGGGAAAACAUUAAUUGCCAAAGCAACAGCCAAAGAAGCAGGCUGUCGGUUUAUUAAUCUCCAGCCUUCGACACUCACUGAUAAGUGGUAUGGAGAAUCUCAAAAACUGGCUGCUGCUGUUUUCUCCCUUGCCAUAAAGCUACAGCCUUCUAUCAUAUUUAUUGAUGAAAUAGACUCUUUUCUCCGAAAUCGUUCCAGUUCUGACCAUGAAGCUACAGCGAUGAUGAAAGCCCAGUUUAUGAGUCUCUGGGAUGGACUGGACACUGAUCACAGCUGCCAGGUUAUAGUAAUGGGAGCUACCAAUCGCCCUCAAGACCUUGACUCCGCUAUAAUGCGAAGAAUGCCUACACGAUUUCAUAUUAACCAGCCUGCUCUAAAACAAAGAGAAGCAAUUUUAAAACUCAUCUUGAAAAAUGAAAAUGUGGAUAGACAUGUAGAUCUUCUAGAAGUUGCCCAGGAAACUGAUGGAUUUUCAGGAAGUGACCUGAAAGAAAUGUGUCGGGAUGCUGCCCUCCUCUGUGUCAGGGAAUAUGUCAAUUCUACAUCAGAAGAAAGUCAUGAUGAAGAUGAAAUCCGGCCUGUGCAACAGCAAGACCUGCAUCGGGCAAUUGAAAAGAUGAAGAAAUCAAAGGAUGCAGCCUUUCAGAAUGUUCUGACUCAUGUUUGUUUAGAUUAGGAGUUAAAGAUCAUUUGUACUGUUCAGUGAUCUCGUGGGAUGUGCUCAUCUGUACAGUAGUGAGGGAAAUCCAGGCAUGUGGUUACAUACUCAGAUCUUUGGUCUGUUAUAUAAAUGGGGUUAUUGCUUGUCAGAAAUCAUGAGGAGGAAACUGAGUGCAGCCUGAGUGUGGGUGCUUGUUUGACCUUUUUAGCCAUAUGCUGUUAUAGCCUUAUAGAGUCUAAGCUGGUCUUAAUGUAGUAAAUGAUUUGUCGAGUCAUUAGUGAAGAAUGGAUUGUGGUUAGGUGCUGGUUUCUAGACAUGUGAGUAUGAAUGUGAGUGUGUGUGUAUGAGUGUAUAUCAAAUGUAUAUAUCCACUUUUUUAAAAUAUUCUGUAGAUAGGUUUGAAUUUAGAAGCUUUUUUUCCCCCCAACUACUGAAUCCAAAAGCACCAGAUAGUCUGUAGCAAAACUGGGAUUUAAGGCAGGAUUUGACAGAUCCAGUGAGAUUCAGCCGUUCCUAGGUGUCACUUGUUUGGGCCGUUUUUUUUUCUUUAAAGUUGAAAAUUUCCUCUGCGGUUGGUUGAAUCAACCACAUCUGAAUAUGAACAUGUCUCAGUUAUAAUGGUUGUCAGGAGAAUCAGAUAACUAACACAAUUUGCUCAGUGAUCGGCAGUGAAUCCACCUCAUCCUGCUAUGACACCGAGUAGACUUUUUGAAGUUUUACACUGAAUUACAUUAAGAAGGAUUGAAAACCUUUCAAAAGAAAGGGUUUGUGAAACCUCAGUACUCUUUAAUGUGUGUACAUAAUUCUCAGUGUAACAGGUCUGUAACUGUACUCCUUAAAUGUUGUUUGAAAGUUAUAUGUUCUUUAAUUAUGUUCAAAUUUCAUUUGGUCACUCAAACAAAAUGAUAGUUUAUAUAAAUAGUCAACACUAAAUGUGCUAAAAAAAUACUCACUUUGUAACUUAAAUUAAAAAUUUUUCUCAUUUAUAGUAUAAAAUGUGUUCAAAUAAUACACUUCAAAAUUCUUGUGUUGUAUCUGUAGUCACUUGAUGCUAUGUGAACCACAUAUAAAACUCUUCCUUUUUCAAACCUCCAGUAGCCAGAAUUCUGUUUCAGGCACCUUGACGUGACAGAACAAGAGUACAGCGCCACAGCACAGUCCUAAGGUGCCUCUGGAUCACCAGAGAGAUUAAACGAUGACAAAAAUGCUUUUGGUUUUAUUAUUUGUUUUAUUUCUUUGAAAACUAAGUUCUCCUAUGUUUACUGAGUUAAUUUCUCUAGUAAUGUGUCUCACAAGAACCUACCAGACACUUUCUUCUUCCAUUUGUGUUUCGGGGUUAUAGAUUGCAGGAGACUACGUAGGAUAGCAAAAAGCAAGCUGGGCAAGAUUGUAAAGAUGAUGGGAAAUGAAUGCUAAUACAAGCCGCCAAGAAAUAUAUCCUGUUUUUAUAAUUUACAAUAAAAGGCCCUUUCUUUUGAUUCUUGUUUUCCACUUAGUUCUUGAUUGUUUUCAGUUGCUUUGAUUGCGGAUUUUGUUGUUUAUAAAAUUUGUGUUUGGACAGUUUUUAUAUUGCAGUUGAGAUUUCACAUUUUUAUAGCAGACAUUUUAAUGUUGAUUUAUUCUGUUUAAAUAUGAGUUUUAGUAAUUUAAUUUCAAUGUAAUGGCAUGUUCAGAAAUGAUUGAUGUGUAUAUUUUUUGUGUCUUUUUCAUCUUCUAUUAAAUUCAGAUUAUCCAAUU
Messenger RNA from Mus pahari (shrew mouse), 2914 nucleotides. It is a transcript of the gene Atad1, whose product is annotated as ATPase family AAA domain containing 1. Bases 107 to 1192 code for a protein of 361 amino acids. Gene Ontology annotation, cellular component: mitochondrial outer membrane. Gene Ontology annotation, molecular function: ATP hydrolysis activity; ATP binding. The transcript has 10 exons. Lineage: Eukaryota; Metazoa; Chordata; Mammalia; Rodentia; Muridae. The record is from RefSeq and is a predicted model, not a curated record.